UCUUCCUCACUGACUGACUUGCUUCUCUCUUCUUCAAUAUUGCUUGUUGCUGUUCCUUACUUAGAUUGCGAAAUGGUUCUUUCUCUGCUAUCUUCUAACUCCAUAACUUCUCAAGGCAAAAGCAAGUUUAGGAUCGCGGACUCGGAAUAAAGAACAUUUUGGCAGAGGUACAUACUCCGCUUAUUUCUUUCUUCACUCCUCUCUUGUCUUUUCUUUUGAACUUUUUUCGGGGAUUAUUUUUUCUUUUUUCUUUUGACUUUUUCUGUUGGUUAUCUUUGGUAAUUAUACAAGCACAUGGUUUAGUGAUGAUUCUUUUUUCUUUUUCCUUUUUUUCAAUGUCAUGAGUAUAUGUAAGUGGUCUAUGAAUUCUUGUUCGGGGUCUGAGAAAUUGUGAAGUUUCGUGUAAAUUAUUUUCCUUAGCAUUAAUGAUCUGUUUUGGAGAGUAAAUGCUGGUCAGUUGUCAAUUCAACCUAUUUGUAACUUCCCAUGUUUGCUUUAGGAAGUUGGAAAACGUUAGAAUCUUAAAAUAUCCCAAUUGCAAUGUUCCUAUGCUAAUUAGUCAAACAACCCAUAUAAUUCUUUUGUUUUAUUAUUAUUAUUUUUUUUCCUUAUCACAACCUUAGAAAAUAGUAGCACUUAGGAUCACUGCACCAUAACAAACCAAAAACCAUAGUUUAUUUUAUACAAAACUAGGCAUGUUUUUUAACCCAUAAUAAGCAUUUUCUGGGAAACUAUGAUAAAAAAAUUUCACAGUGACAUAAAGAUUAAAAAUUUUAGUUGUUUGUAAAAGAUUUAAUUAAAAUGAAAAUAACAGAGACAAAUCUUUGUUUAGGUGUUUUAAAUAAUAGAGGUAGCUGAUGAGGACUUAAAAGGUGUUUUUCUUUUUGGUAAACGGGACAUAAAAGGUGUUGAUGAUUAAUUAAAACAAGGAAGAAAUCCUAAUGAAGUUCCAUCAAGCUAUCUUCCUUCAUUUUAAGUCCUUGUUUGUGAGUCUGGGGUACCAAGAUAAAUCAUCAAUCCAGAAACAAAUAAUUAGUAGCUGACAGCCUCAUUUUGUAUAUUUUGUAAUCUAUGUAAAAAGAAGUUCAUUAGGUCUACAUGUUUAGCAAAACAGAAGAAAAGGUCCACAUGUUUGAACUUUGAAUACCCGAACAUCAAGGAAUACUAAUACCCUUGAGUUAUGGAUUUUUUAUAAAUUAAAAGAAGAUCUAAGAAUAAAAUGCCCUGUUCAGCAGGUUUAUUAGAGACUUGUGAAAGUUCAAAGCAUUUUAGGAAUGUGUCAUUAGGUGUUAAAAGUACUUGUUACCGUAUUAAUGGAUAUUUCUACUAUGUAAUUAUUAAGAGUUAUUAACAAUAUGGUUCAUUUUAGUUAAAGGUUUAGAACCUCUGAGAAAAAUUGAGUUUUUCUAGUGUGAAGGUCAGUUUCACACUCUUUCUCUUUUUAUGUCUUGUUGUUCUUUAUGUACUGUUCAUGGGUUACUGUUGACUGUAAUAGAGCAAUGCCAAGAUUUUCCUUUCAUUCAACUCUUUGAACCUCCGAUUUUUUCUUUUGACUAACCGCAUUCCAAGUAUUUUCCACAACCUUUUGAUCCCAUGAUUUGUCCUUGGAAAUCAUUAAAUUGCUUGCAGUUUCAAAUUUCCAGCACAUAUAACUUUCAGGCUGCAAAAUGUGUUCUUCCGUAUCGUAAUUGACUUAUAAAUCCUAAACUUCUUCGCAACCCAAACUUCUAGAGCUAAAAUGCUUAAAUAUAAACCCGGUUUCUAAUCACAAAAAUGUCAAAUAAUUUAGCAUAAUUGAGAGCUAUACCUCUCUGUUCCUACAUUUAUAUUUAUGGUUCAUUUGCAGAAAAGAGAUGGUUAUUCCCCCGCCGGUUAAAGCACCUAAUAUCACAAAGUAUCUCAAGCGUCACGUCCUGAAGAUGAACUUUACAAACAAGUAUGUGAAUGCUCAGGUAAUCCACAUGCCAACUGCGAAAGUAGCCUUUUCUCCGAGUUCUCAGGAAAGAGCUUUGAGAGCAAGUAUGGAAUCUUCAGGGGAUGUGGCUGCAGCUCCAAAGAUCGGUAAGGUACUGGGUAAGCGUGUGCUGCUCAAGAACAUUCCUGCAAUUUCUGUCCACUUGCAGAGAGAACAGAGGUAUCAUGGUAAGGUUAAAGCUGUCAUUGAUUUUGUGAUUGCAGUUGGUUUGAAGCUACUCUAAAUUGGACGAUAGGAAGGGGGAAAAAAAAGAAAAAAGAAAAGACAUUGAAUGAUAAAUUUUGCUUGGAAAAAACUUACUUCCGAACAUUUUCAUUCUUGGUAUGGAAGAACUACUUGGGGAAAGAUCCAUUGGAAGAAAUGCAUGGUGGGGUUUGUGUUUCUGAUGCUGUUCCAUUGUGAUUUUCUUUUGUAAAAGGUUUUGUAGAUUGUGACUGUUUGUUGGAUUGACAUGUUUUUUAUCAACACCAUGUUGAGUCAUUUUAAGUACAACCUUAUUUAAAGCUUCUUUUGAAACCAAAAGGCAGAUAUAAUUCAUUUAUUUAAA
This is a messenger RNA of Ziziphus jujuba (common jujube), 2522 nucleotides long. RefSeq lists its product as uncharacterized. Gene Ontology annotation, biological process: translation. Lineage: Eukaryota; Viridiplantae; Streptophyta; Magnoliopsida; Rosales; Rhamnaceae. Gene Ontology annotation, molecular function: 5S rRNA binding; structural constituent of ribosome. Bases 1854 to 2198 code for a protein of 114 amino acids. The record is from RefSeq and is a predicted model, not a curated record. Gene Ontology annotation, cellular component: ribosome. The transcript has a single exon.